UACUACAAACUCGGAGGUGCUCAGUUUAUGAGUGUCAUCCUUUCGAGCUCCAUACUUGGAGCGUUGGUGUCAAAGUUUGUGCUUCUCGAGGCCUCUCGUCAAAUAAAACAGCUACUCUAAUAUCCGGUGACAUGUCGACAUCAUACCUACUGAUCCUUUCUCUUCUCUGCAGCCUGUUUGGGUACCAGUGUCAUGGGGCCUGUGCAGAGGUGGACUCUGACACAGAGGCAGUGGCCGGCAGGGGCUUCAAACUGGGCUGCAUCUCCUGCAAGAGGAGGAGUGAGGUGGAUGGUCGCGCCACCAUUGAGUGGUACUUCAGGCCCAAAGGAGAGGCCGAUUUUGUUCAUAUCUACACCUACAACGAGGAUGGCCCCACCAUUGAACACGACCAGUUUUUGGACCGAUUGGACUGGAACGGCAGUAAGAGGAGCCACGACAUCCAAGAUGGGUCCAUAUACCUGCUCAACGUCACCUUCAACGACACAGGCACCUACAGCUGCUUCUUCAACCGCAUCCUCUUCUACGCUAACUACGAGUACAACACUGUUGUCACCAAGGUGGUCCACCUCAGUGUGGUGGCUAAAGCCACCAGAGGAACAGCUUCCAUCGUGUCCGAGGUCAUGAUGUACGUGUCCAUCAUCGGCCUUCAGGUCUGGCUCCUCAUAGAGAUGAUUUACUGCUACAGGAAAAUAUCAGCAGCCGGGGAAGAAGCAUUAAGAGAAGCAGCAAAUGCUGAAUAUUUAGCGAUAGCUUCGGAAAGUAAAGAUAACUGUGCGGGAGUGCAGGUCGGAGAAUAGCACAGGCUUCUUCCGUGGACUAAAAACAUCCUUCCACCCUCUGACCUGCAUGUAGACAACUUAGGAGAAAAGCUCCUCUUCAUCUCAAGUCUCUAUUUUACCUUUUCCUUGACAAAGACCACAAAUGGAUAUGACUUACAAAGACAGCAUGGUACCAGCACUGUAUAUAGUAUUCUGCGCGCAUGUCCUGCACUUACAUGAGAAAAACAUUAUGCAUUAAUGAGCCACAUUGUCAAAAGCAUAUACUGUACAUACAGUAUUUCUCUAAGUAUAUGUAGUCACACAUUUCUAUAAAAUGUUAAGUGGUACUAUGAUGGCCUGUUAAGACUCCAAGAGGCUGAUUGCGAAAGAAAGCUUUUUACUACAUCAUCGCCACCUAAUGU
This is a messenger RNA of Morone saxatilis (striped sea-bass), 1180 nucleotides long. Its product is annotated as sodium channel subunit beta-1-like. Gene Ontology annotation, biological process: regulation of heart rate by cardiac conduction; cardiac muscle cell action potential involved in contraction; sodium ion transport. Gene Ontology annotation, molecular function: sodium channel regulator activity. The transcript has 6 exons. The record is from RefSeq and is a predicted model, not a curated record. Gene Ontology annotation, cellular component: voltage-gated sodium channel complex. NCBI's taxonomy places the organism in Eukaryota, Metazoa, Chordata, Actinopteri, Moronidae. The coding region runs from base 132 to 797 and encodes 221 amino acids.